UGCACACGGUGACUGACAGAGAGGUGAUCCGGACGAUCCUCGCUCGUUAAGCGUUCCUGUGAGAAUCAGACAGAGCGAGAGACAGAAGGCAGCGGCUGCUAGAAUGAGACUGCGGGAAUGAUGCUGAUGCUUCCAUGAUUUGGAUUAUGUUUCCCACACUGUAAUUCUAACAAAUAAAAGGUUGCUGAAAACACCAGCUCUGGACCUUGUCCCCCCAGGGGAUGCUGGGUGUGUUGGUUUCACACCUGCCUGAGCUCCGUGGGAAGAGGGUCAGGUCCUUCCCGCCACGUGACUCAGAAAGGCAGCAGCAUGUCGUCUUUUGGAAAACUAACAGAGUAUUUCAGUCUAAGAAAGUCGCGGGAAGAUAUCCGGCCAGGACGCAGCACUGGAAAAAGAAGUGGGAGUUAUUGCUGCACAGUCACGCAGUCCAGGUCACUGGAUAGAAAGCUGCAGAGACCUGUUUUGGGGAAGUCCCUGACCCUUCCCAGCAUUCCUCAGUCCCCAGUCCUGACCAGGGUACCACAGCUCCAGGAGAGCCUCCCUCGACUUCCUCAGACAUGCUCCUCCUCUUCAGACAACGUAAUAUCUUGCAAACUGCCCCCUGCUGUGGACUCAUGUCAGCCAGGAGAUCGACGACUAACUACAGGUGGAUUGACCCAGAGGCCUAUAUCCUCUCCGGAAGAACCUCGCCUCACACAUCAGCGCUCUUUCAACAUGAGAAAAAGCAUCUCUGUAGACAACCACCUCAGUACCUGUCACUACCCACUGCACCCGCCGGAUCCUCAGGGUCAGAGAGUCAAGAGCAAGCUCAGGAGACAGUUUAGUUUGGGGUCAGCGGACCGGAAAGAAUUUCAAACACCGAGGUCCCUUGGUGGUCUUUCAAAGUUCACUCAUCGUUUGUCCUUGAAAGAAAGGUCAGAGAAAAGAAACGAUGCUCCGUUGGCACCUUUGGAGCAGCCUGUGUUCCGACAAAGAUCACUGAGCAUUGAAUGGUCUUCAUCACCAAAGAUGACGCAACAGAUGAGGGACCUCCAGCUGGGACCGACCAAGAAGCCGCCAGGCCCAUCUUCACCAAAUGCUGCCAAAAGACUCUACAGAAACUUAUCUGGAAAGUUCCGUGUCAACUAUACAUCUUUUGAUGAAGGCAGCUUAGCGGCACGGAAUGAAAAGGAGCGGCUGCGGAAAUCAUGUCUUUUUCAGGGGAAUGCUGCUCUCUUUGAGGCAGUGGAGAUGCAAAAUCUUGAUCGAGUGCAGGAAUUACUUAAGCAAUACAGUGUGGAAGAGCUGGAUCUCAACACCCCGAACAGCGAGGGACUCUUACCCCUUGACAUCGCUAUUAUGACAAACAAUGCCCCUAUUGCAAAGACACUGCUGCAUUCCGGUGCAAAAGAGAGCCCACACUUCAUGAGCUUGGAAAGCCGCUCACUUCACCUGUCUACACUGGUCCGAGAGGCUGAGCAAAGAGUGAAUGACCUCACAGCCCAAGUUGUAAAUGAAGCACCAAACGCAGACUGCACUGAAAAAGAAAAACAGCUCAAAUCCUGGGAAUGGCGCUAUCGGCUUUACAAGCGUAUGAAAGCUGGGUUUGAGCAUGCACGGGUUCCAGAUGCCCCAACGAACGUCUGCCUGGCUGUCACCAGUAGCACUACUUUACAGGUCUCUUUCCAGGAGCCACUGAGUGUAAAUUCAGCUGUGGUCACAAAGUACAAAGUGGAAUGGAGUCUCUCCUCAUCUUUCUCUCCGAAUGUGGGAGAAGUGGUUAUUGAAAAGCUGAGAAAUCUGCACUUCAACAUCAGAGGACUUAUUUCAGGCACUAUGUAUUAUGUACAAGUAUCUGCUUACAAUAUGAAAGGUUGGGGACCCCCACAGACUUCACUUCCCGCUUUUGCUAUUCCUUCAAACUGGCGAGAAUACGAUGGAAGAGCUCCAAGAAGGAGAGGUCAGGCAGAAGCUCUGGAUCUUCUACUUGGCCAAGUGAAGACUGGACAUCAGCAAUGCGUAUGCCACGAACCAUUCAAAAAUCAAUCACAGAGUAGAAAACACUCAGUCUCCAAGAGCCUGAAACACCUCUUCCAUCCCAGCAGCAAGUUCCUGAAAGGCCUAAAAAGGGGUCUUUACCUUGCAUCAAUAUUUUAUAAGGAUGACAAUAUUCUGGUCACUCACGAAGAUCAGAUUCCAGUGGUGGAAAUAGAUGACUCCUACUCCUGUCUGCUCAUGCAGGACUUCUUGUGGUUUACCAAGUUGUCGUGCAUGUGGGAUGACAUUCUGUGGCUCAGGCAAUGUGUCACUGUAUCACAGUCCUCCUGCUCCUGCAUACUGCAGACCCGCUUCAAGAUGCUGCUAGCUGUGUCCCAAAUGCAGGGUCUACUAGGACUGCAAGAGCUGGGGCAGGUUUUCUUUGAGCCUAUUAAGGACAAGCAGGGAAACAUCCUGAUUGUGACUCUGAAGGAGGUGAAACUGAGCCAGACUUUGGAGAACGUACGUUGGAUGCCGGUGUUCAAACUGCAGACUCACAGGAAGUCUGUCUCAUCACCGGACGAGCCCAACGCUCUGGACGUCCUGCUGAUGACACUGCAUGAGAAAUUAGCAUAUCACAGAAGAAGCAGCCAGCCUCUUCCUCCUGGCCUUUACUUAGGGUACCUGAAGCUUAGCAGUGCAGUGGAUCAGAUUCGAGUACUGGUACCAGAAAGAUUACCCAACAUUCUUUGCCAUGUGAAGAUUCGGGCCAAUUCAAACAUAUCAAGGGAAGAAUGGGAGUGGAUUCAGACUUUGGACAACAUAGAGGAGUCAGUUACCAAUGAGCAGGACUCCGAAAGCUCCCAAACCCUGCUGCUACAAGAGAUUAAGACUGCUGUGAAAGAGCUAACGGGCCAAGUCAAUAUCCCGCUUCAUGAGGCGAAGGAUUUCCGCUUGUACAGUCAGGAGGUCCUCGAGUUUGGAGGUCAGGUCUCCUUUCUACUGUUGCUUCCUCCAUCUGAUGACGUGUGCACAGCUCCGGGCCAGAAUAAUCCCUACACGCCAUACUCUGGCUUCCUCACACUGCCCCUACAAAUUUUCGAGCUUGUUAAUUUUUUUACUUAUGAUCGUGAAUUCAUCAGUCAGUAUUGUCAUGUCUCCUCUUUACUGGAGUUGGAGUCUCUACUUUCACAGCAGAGUCUAAGGGAGGCCUUCUCUGACUCUGAACUUACCACAGCCAAGCAGCGGCACCAGCAGAUCCAGGACUAUAUACAGCAAAUGGAAGAGAUCUGGAGAGAGAUGCGAUGGCUGAUGGAUGCCCUUCAACACGCCAGAUACAAACAACCUUCGUGUGCUGUACCCCUCACUUGGUUCCUUGACAAACCUGGAGAAGUGUACCUCAAAGAGAAGCCUUCAUCUACUUCAUCACAUUUGGACUAUAUUCCAUCUCCUAAUGCCUCCCCUGAAACCAGCCGUAAACUCAAUGUUGAUCUCCUUUCUGCUCAUUACUCUGAUAAUGAACUAAUAGAUGUGAAGUUCCCAAACCAGUCUUCCCCUCUUCUAGAUUUACAUGGUGUAUCAGAUGAAGAGGGUUCCUCUGAAGUCUUCCUGGCUACUGAUAGCGACUAUGAUUCCAGUAGAGCCCAGAGCCCCAAAGAAUUGGACCUGGUCUAUCCCUCGGGACAGGAGUGUGGUAGGAGAACCAUCCGCAGCUUCAGAGAUGGAACGCCUGAUGUUCUGCAGACUCAUGAGUCUAAAGUGUUGCCUCAGGAAGAUGAACGCUUGCCACAACUUUAUGAUAGUGACUUUGUGCUUCCAAGCCGCCAGAUUGAGCUGUUGCGCAUUACGGAAAAGCGGCAAGCUUACUGCAUUCGUACUAGUAGCCUGGAUUUUCCUAAACAGCCUUACAAGGCCUCUCGAAAAUCCUGCCCAGGCUCAGUUGAUAGCUCUCCAACAGAAACAAACUCAGGUCAUCGCAGUGCUCGAGGCCUGAGGACAAGCACUUCUUUUAGCCCAGACCAUGAUCUACCAUGUGAACGUUCAGGGCGGAUUUAUCGCACACACUCUGUUGAGUGGUCACAUGACUUCCAAGAGCCUUUGGAACCGAGAUUUGUAACAGGUCAAGGAAAAAGGAAUAGCUCUGUAACUCUACGGAUAUUUCCAAAAUACGAGACUGGUCUCUCUAAAGAGAUGAGUGUAAAGUUACAUAUAACAAGCAAAACACCUGCCCAGGAAGUGGUUAAACUGGUGGUCCUCCAAAUGAACGAGAUCUCCAGGAGCAUGCUUGGUACCACAGAGGCAUACUGCUAUGAUGAAGACCAAUUGGAGCACUUUGCACUGGUUUUUACUUCCGAUAACAAUAAGGAACAGUGGCUGGCCGAUGAGUUUCUGCCUUUUUCACUCCACACAGCAUGGAACAAGGGUCACUUCUCUGUCCGAAUCAGAGAGACCUCUCCUCUGCUUUUCCAGUAUGGUCCAGCAACAACGGUAUGAGCAUUUGUGCCUAGGGCAUGGGAAUAAAGACACAAUCUUCCAAGGGAUGUCUAGUUCAACAACAAUGCUUCCUUCCUUCAAAUAAAGCAUUCCCCUUGUACAGAAAUUUUAGCUACGAUUAAAAUAUGACUUAGAAUAUUGUUGUUAUUUUUUUUUUUUUGUCAACCAAAGACUUAAUGUUCCUGACUACAAAAAGAGAUUAUAUUGGUACAUGAGGAAGCAAGUCUCUGUUACCACAACUUGUUCAGGAGAAAGGAAUUUGCAAGAGAGUAUUUUUAGAAGAACAACAUAAAAAUAUACCACUCACAGAAAAGAAGCAAUACAUAUUUCUCCUCCCCCCUCCACCCUUUUCAGUGCAACAUUUGGGUCUUUAUUGAUGUACAAACCACAGAGACUUAAUGGGAUAUUGAAUUCCCGACCCUCCCGUAUGUAUUCGGAGAGAAAGAAAAAAAAAAAUGUUACAAUAAUAACCACAAGAAACAUUUAUUUAAAGAAAAAUAAUGAAAUAUUGUUUUAUUGUGCUUAUUUCACAGAAUACAUAAAAAUAUUUUAUUGCACAAUAUUUUUUUUUAAGAAAAAAAAAAUAAGUGCCAGAAACAUUGUAACUGUAAAUGUUGCAGACUCUCCUUAUCUAUGCUCCCAUUUUAAACAAAAUGGCUCUCACAAAGCACACAUGAACUUAUUAUUUUUUACAUUUUGUUAAUAGUUUCCCCAGAUUGACAUGCAGUCAGUGCCAUGGCUGAAUUUUCUAUGUUUUAGUGGUUGUGAUUCGGCCUGCCUAUGUUGAACCGCAUGAUGUUUCCGAGUAUGCCUCUUGUUAGUUAAUGGGUAUAUUGAAAUCUUUUGUGGUCCACAGUACAGAUUGGUUGUUCUUCUGUGAGACUUUAUAUGUGCUCACUUCUCAAACUGUACCAUAACAAGAUCUAACACGAGCACACUAGCUCUUUCAAUUAUUUGUAUAUUCAUGUUGGGGAAAAAAGUGUUAUACUUAUGCAUUUAUUGAGUUAAUAUUUGUCUCUACCUCGUAUGCCCGUACCUUUUAUUUUUCCUCCUCAUCUGUUUCCUUUUUGGUUUUCAUGAGCCAGACAAAAAAAGAAUCAUAUCAAAAUUUGCUGUUUUUAUUUUCUGUAGUAAUAAAGACACUACACAGUGAUGAAAAAAUAUAAAGCACCGGUGCUAUGAUUGUAAAAAUAUUAAAUACUUUUUUAUUACAA
Pelobates fuscus (common spadefoot toad) is the source of this 5663-nucleotide messenger RNA. RefSeq names its product ankyrin repeat and fibronectin type-III domain-containing protein 1-like. NCBI's taxonomy places the organism in Eukaryota, Metazoa, Chordata, Amphibia, Anura, Pelobatidae. Bases 310 to 4449 code for a protein of 1379 amino acids. Gene Ontology annotation, cellular component: spindle. Gene Ontology annotation, biological process: regulation of establishment of bipolar cell polarity; establishment of mitotic spindle orientation. Gene Ontology annotation, molecular function: protein binding. The record is from RefSeq and is a predicted model, not a curated record. The transcript has 24 exons.